Ambispora leptoticha is the source of this 450-nucleotide messenger RNA. Lineage: Eukaryota; Fungi; Glomeromycota; Glomeromycetes; Archaeosporales; Ambisporaceae. The record is from the annotation of a GenBank genome assembly.
GUCGAGAAGACUUCGUCUUUGAGUUUACUUUGAAUUCAUACAACAAUGAAAGACGAUGCGCAAUUUACCAUCCCACGAAAACAACCGAACAUUUUCUAGCAUAUGCAAGUAAGAUAGAUAGACCACAGAUAGUCAGCGUAACUUUUCAACCAGGAACAGCAAAAGAACGUUUCAAGAAAUUUAGAAAGUUCAAGCUGUUUAAGAAUUCGUCGUCGUCUUCAUCGCCAUCAACAAAAGAUUGCAUCCAUCUUUUACACAACACGAUUCAAUUUGAUGCAAUCGAAGAAAAAUAUCAAACGAUAAUCCGACCAAACGACUCGUGGGGUUUAUCGAUAGGUAUCGCCAAAAAUACUCUGUUAGAUUCCUCGGAUUAUUUUCGAUGGGUGCGACCGAUACAAUUUGAACUUUUGGUGGAUGAAAAGUUGCUUUUGAAAAUCAAUGAGUUAAAGA